GACCGCUGAAUAAUUUAUAAUCCUCUUUGUGAAUUUGGGCUAAUGUAAACUGUACAGUACGUUUCUUUAACAACACGAAAGUUUCCGGGGAACGUGAAGGCAGCACAGCUUCCCCUUUACUCCUGACCGAACAACCAAUCACACUGCACUACCCCACAUGCGCCCCGCCCCCUGCGCCAUAAAGGGGCGGUGCCUGAGCGAUGAGGUAAUCGGGGUAAACAUUAAAGAUGGCGACGCCUGUAGCUGGAGAGGGGCAUCCAAGUCUAAAUGGGAUUAUUUCCGAGCACCAAACUAAAAAACUGACCGACCUGCCGACCGAGUUGCUCGAACACAUCCUGUGCUUCCCUGCCCUCAAGCACGCCGACAUUUGUAACGUGUCAUGCUGCUGCAAGCGGCUACACGACGUUUGCCAUGGAAGGGGAAAGGUCUGGGGAAACCAGUACAAACUCAGAUGGCCAAGACUGCAGAGGUUUUACCGUCAGAAUGAGAGCUGUGACUGGCUCAAAGAAUACAAAACACGCCAUAGAGUUGGUAUACAAAUAAGAAGGACUGUGGAAUCAAUCUCCAAAAGAUUCUUCACAGAGGUUCCUUGCGUUGGCCAGGUUCUGGGAGACAGCUUUGCAGAGAUCGAGUCACUCGGGAUGCCAGAGCACUUCUGCGAAGACGAGCUCCUCUUCAUACUCAACUCGGAUAAGAGGAAAAGCUUGACCUUGAAGUACUAUGCAAAAAAAAUCCUUUACUUCCUGAGACAGCAGAACAUCCUGAGGAGUUUGAAGACUUUCUUGGAACAGCCUGUUGAGCAGCAGUCGGCUCUAGAAGGUGCUGUCCUGGUGGAUCAGUAUUGUAACCCGUUGGCUGAUGUCACACUGGACAGCAUUUCAGCCCAGCUGGAUGAGAUCACAGAAAAAGUAAAGAAGAUGUUGCGAAUCAAGAACCCCUCUCACCCCAGCCUACGUAUCGCUCAGGGUGACUGUUUUGUGGUGGAGGACUUUGAGCUCCAGAGGCAGGUGGUCUGUGCCCUAAACUCUGUCUUGUAUGAGCAGCUUCAGUACAAAGGCAAUGAGUUUGACUACUACAACCCUCUCAACUCUUACAUCCACCAGGUGCUACUACGCCAUACAGGUAUCCCCAUAAGUCUCUCUGUCCUCUAUAUGACAUUGGCCCGGAAGCUGGGUGUUCAGCUGGAACCUGUCAACUUCCCCAAUCACUUCCUGCUGCGCUGGUGCCAGAAACCAAGAGGGAGCGAGGACAUAUAUGACUUUGUCUACAUUGAUGCCUUUGGUAAAGGCAAACAGCUGACUGCCAAGGAGUGCGAGUACCUCAUUGGCCACCAGGUGACGGCAGAUUACUACAGUGCCAUCAGCACCAUGGAGGUGCUGCUCAGGAUGGUGGGAAACCUGCUUAACAUCGGAAAAAGAGGGGAGGGCAAUGAAAAAUCUUAUCAGCUGCUGAGAGACUCGCUGGACCUCUACCUCACUAUCAACCCAGACAACGUGCAGUACCUGCUGCUGCAGGCACGGCUCUACUUCCACCUGGGCAUCUGGCCAGAAAAGGUGCUAGACAUCCUGCAGCACAUUCAGGCGUUGGAUCCCUCCCAGCACGGGGCAGUGGGUUACUUGGUGCAGCACACGCUGGAGCAUAUCCAACAUAAGAAACAUCCUGUGGCACCUGAAGUGAAGAGGCGUAGCGCUCCAGAACACCUGGAGGUCCAGUAUUCAGUGGGCCUCAUCAUGAAACACAAGAGGUCAGGUUAUAACUGUGUGAUCUACGGCUGGGACCCUAAGUGCACCAUGAGCCAGGAGUGGAUCACCACCAUGAGGGUCCACCAGCUGUCCAACGGUGCCAACCAGCCCUUCUACAACGUCCUUGUUCAGGACGGAACAUGUCGCUACGCAGCACAGGAGAACCUGGAGCCCCACUCAGCCCCCCUGGAGAUCGGCCACCCGGAAGUGGGUCGCUAUUUCUCCGAGUUCGCCGACACCCACUACGUUGCCAACGAAGAACUGCAGACACGAUACCCCGAGGACAUGGCCGAAACUCUCGGCACGGUGCAGGAGCUUUAUCACAGACUGACACCUGGCUCUGGGAACCAAGACCAGGCUCCUGCCACAGACCAAAACAACCACCAAGCCAUGCCCAUGUAGCAAAGAUGCUGUGUCCAAAUACCCUGCCGACUUAGGUUAAAACCAUUACUGGUCACCCAUUCUCAAUUCACAGUCCACUUAUCUGUUGUUUUACUUCACAUACUCAGUGUUAGGACAUGUGUUACAAGUGAAGGUUUUUUGUAAAAGACAGCAAGUUUACAGUAUUUCCAAAAAUAACCGAUCACUUGUGUAGCAAUUCAGUCAUGUUCCACACGCAUCUGGAAAAUGUAUUUUAAUAUUUCCAGGUCCAUAAGAUUGUGAGGAAAAAGAUACCAAAAGGUGCAGAGACAUUUUGGUACUGUUGUACCAAUAAUCAUCAUGACCACACAUGUUUAAAUACUACAAUGUAUAGUAUUAGUAUAGUAUUACUAUCUAGUGCAAUCUAUGGAGUGAAAUGCAUCACUUGGACGACAUGGGGACAAAAAUCUUCUCUCUGGUAAUGAAGUUGAGUUUGGAAAAAAGUAUGGAAAUUCAACAAAAAUGAAGUAAACGAUUAAGUGGAGGAGUAAAUUAAGGAUGGGUAUCCAGGUGCUGUAAAUCUCCCCUCACCUAAAACCAAGGAAUGCUCCCUAACUCCUGUCCACACCUCCUCGCUCCCAGCACCAGUCAAACAAGCCCCCCAGCAUAUAGCCUGCUCCCACAGUUACCGUGCCACACAAAAGACUAUGAAGAAAAAAAAUAUGUUGUAAAUUGACUUUACUUUUACCUUCCCUAUCUUUUAUUCAAGUUUGAUGCACUUGAAAGUUUAACUUUCAGAUUUCUAGAGUAUCUUAAUUUUUUUUCUGUAUAUUUACAAGUGAAACAUGUAGGAUGUCAUUGGUUCAUCGGUGUUGAUGAGCUGUUAAUGGAAAAA
Thunnus maccoyii (southern bluefin tuna) is the source of this 2997-nucleotide messenger RNA. It is a transcript of the gene fbxo21, whose product is annotated as F-box protein 21. Gene Ontology annotation, molecular function: DNA binding; protein binding. The coding region runs from base 228 to 2144 and encodes 638 amino acids. NCBI's taxonomy places the organism in Eukaryota, Metazoa, Chordata, Actinopteri, Scombriformes, Scombridae. The transcript is spliced from 12 exons. The record is from RefSeq and is a predicted model, not a curated record.